AAUAGUCCAACAGAUACCAGCAAACUUGUGCAAGACAAGACUCGGUUCAAGACGGCCAGCGCUCCCAUCUGCAACCUACUGACGUGUCCAUCUCCCGCAGUCAGAGCCGCGGAGUCCGUCUCUCUCCUGCCCGUACUUCUGCAGAGGGAUGGGUCUGCUUCUGAAGAUCUUCAUCCCCUUGCUGGGAGUGGCACUGGCCUUUUAUUUUUAUUCAGCACCUGAGAAUUUCAGUGAAGAGAUGCUCCGGGGGAAACGGGUGAUUGUGACGGGAGCCAGUGGCGGCAUUGGGGAGCAGAUGGCGUAUCACCUGGCACGCAUGGAGGCCCACCUACUGCUCACCGCGAGGACGGAGGCCAAGCUGCAGAAAGUUGUGAAGCGGUGCCUCGAGCUGGGUGCCGCGUCCGCCCGCUACGUGAGCGGCUCUAUGGAGGACACCACGUUCCCUGAGGUGGUGGUGAAGGAGGCUGAGAACACCUGGGGAGGCCUUGAUAUGCUCAUCCUAAAUCACAUUGGUUACACCUACUUCAACUACUUCGAUGGGGACGUUGCGCACAUACGAAAGCUCCUGGAGAUCAACUUCCUCAGCUAUGUGGCAAUGACCGUGUCUGCCCUGCCCUUGCUGAAGGAGAGUGAGGGCAGCAUCGUUGUUGUUUCAUCCAUGGCAGGUAAAACUGGUGCCCCAUUUAGUGCUCCCUAUUCUGCAACUAAGUUCGCCUUAGAUGGAUUUUUCAGCUCCUUGCGACAUGAAUUCAUCAUAGAUAAGGUCAACGUCUCCAUCACGCUCUGCAUCCUGGGCUACAUCGACACAGAGAACGCUGUGCGAGCGGUCUCGCACGCCAUUCGGACCACACCGGCACCAAAAGAGGAGUGCGCGCUGGAGAUCAUCAAGAGUGGGGCACUGCGCCAGCGGGAGCUACACUACCCGUCCCGGGUGGUGGGCAGCAUGCUCCUCCUCCAGGCCAUCGCCCCCGAUUUCCAUGACUCCCUCACCAGGAGCGGCUAUAAGGUGGAAAACAUCAGAAGAACAUAGCUCCCAGAGCGGCAAGUGUGCUGGGACACCUUGGGCCAGGCACGAGGGAUUUGGGUGUUAAUCUGGCUACUCAGGUGCCCUUUUCCAUGCCACCAGGGCAGCCCCAUGCUGAUGCACCCCAGCAACCCGAGACGGGAUGCGCCAGAAGCCUAUAACACACAGCAUGAAAAUGUCCUUUUUAGUAAUGAACUCUUGCAACUGGCUUUUUCUGACCAAGAAGCACUUCAGAGAAGCUCUGGGCAGCAGGAUCUGCUGCCAGCGUCCUGCUCGACCUCCAGAAACUGUUCCCCCCUCAACAGCCCCAGCGGCUGCGGUGCCGGGCACUGCAGGGAACAAGAUGAGCCACGGCCCACAAUGAGCACAAACCACCCAAAGCCAUGAGAGCGUCUUUGAACCGGGAAUUUUUUUUGUCACAUACCCCUUUUAGGCUGGUCUUUGUAAAAAUAAAUCCUAUGUUA
Chroicocephalus ridibundus (black-headed gull) is the source of this 1488-nucleotide messenger RNA. Its product is annotated as 11-beta-hydroxysteroid dehydrogenase 1-like. Gene Ontology annotation, cellular component: endoplasmic reticulum membrane; intracellular membrane-bounded organelle. The record is from RefSeq and is a predicted model, not a curated record. Gene Ontology annotation, biological process: steroid catabolic process. NCBI's taxonomy places the organism in Eukaryota, Metazoa, Chordata, Aves, Charadriiformes, Laridae. The transcript is spliced from 6 exons. Gene Ontology annotation, molecular function: steroid binding; 11-beta-hydroxysteroid dehydrogenase (NADP+) activity. Bases 149 to 1030 code for a protein of 293 amino acids.